Molecule: messenger RNA, 1131 nt
Organism: Spinacia oleracea (spinach)
Lineage: Eukaryota; Viridiplantae; Streptophyta; Magnoliopsida; Caryophyllales; Amaranthaceae
Exons: 1
Coding region: 1-1131 (376 amino acids)
Source: RefSeq, a predicted model, not a curated record
AUGAGGAACUGUAUGCUCCAUUGUAAGCUAACUGAAGUAAAAACAGUAGGGAGACUCUAUACUUGGAACAACAAGCAAGAUGGAGAGGAUAGAGUUUUCUCUAGAAUUGAUAGGGUGUUGGCUAACUCAGAGUGGAAUGAUUUGUUUGAUACUGCUGAGGCAAACUUCAUGCCAGAAGGUCAUUAUGAUCACAGUCCCAUGCUUCUCAAUUGCUAUCAAAGAGCACCUCAAAAAAGACCCUUUCGUUUUUUCAAUAUGUGGACCACUUCCCCUAGGUUCAACACCAUUGUUGAGGAGAACUGGAAAAAGUAUGUGUAUGGGUGUCCCAUGUAUAGGGUGAUGCAGAAACUGAAGUGGAUAAAAAUGGACCUAAAAGUUUUGAAUCAAGAGGGUUACAACAAUGUUGAAGCUGAACAGAUCAAAAGACACAAAGCUUUGCUUGAAGUGCAGAAUCUUCUUCAUUCUACUCCUGGUGAUCAGGGGCUAGCUUCAAGGGAGAAAGUAGCAUCAGAUGAGUAUAGAAGAGCUAGAGAGAACUACCUUUCUUUCCUGCAGCAAACAGCAAAAGUGCAAUGGCUUCAGAAUGGUGAUGAUAACACAAAAGCUUUCCACCAAAGUAUUAGACAAAGGAGAAAACAAAACAGAAUUUAUGCCAUUCAUAAUGGGGAAGGAAAAUGGGUUCAAACUGAUACAGAAGUUCAAAUGGCUUUUGUGCAGUUUUACAAAAAUCUUUUCUGUACCACUAUGGAGAAUAAAGCACCAUUACUUGAUGCAGUCAUGGAUAUGGGACCUAGACUGAAUGACACUCACAGAGGAAGAUUAGCUUGUUCUGUUACAGUGGAGGACAUUAAGAGGGUGUUAGAUACAAUCCCUAGUUCUAAAGCUCCUGGGAUGGAUGGCUUUAACAGUCAUUUCUUCAGAACUACUUGGGAUACCAUCAAAGGGGAUAUCCACAGUGCAAUCAAAGAUUUUUUUGAAACAGGAAAAAUUCUAAAAGAAGUGAACAUCACUUCUAUCACUCUGGUGCCUAAGGUGAAAGUGACCUCUUCAGUGGGGGAUUUUAGACCCAUAGCCUGCUGUUCUGUCAUUUACAAGUGUAUCUCUAAGCUUAUGUGUGAGAAACUUAAUUAA